AGCAGUUCCUGAUCAUCCCUCUACUGAUCCUCUGACGACUGAAUGGAAUUUACAAGCUUCAGCACUCCCGUCCACAUCAUCUGGACGACACUCCCGCCCAGAACACCGCCCGGUUGACCCGUGCGUCAUUGCCCACUUCCCCGCUACCGCAUCGCCCUCCCUUACAUAUACCGCGCGAGCCACUUGCUGAAGAGUGAGUGCAUUCCAGUCCUCGCACUAAUCCCCACUUUGCGUGAUCCUAUGGCGUCGAUCCUCCGGCAGAUUGUUGCCGGGCCUAGAUUACAACAUCCGGAAGCUGGUCUGGAUCUUUGUUAUGUGACGGAUAAUAUCAUCGCCACCUCCGGUCCCUCCUCCAACUACCCGCAACGCGCCUACCGAAACCCGCUCGACGAGCUCGUCAAAUUCCUCGACUACAAACAUGGCUCCGACUGGUGUAUCUGGGAGUUCCGAGCCGAAGGCACCGGGUAUCCUGACUCGGAGGUCUACAACCGUAUCCAUCACUACCCGUGGCCGGACCAUCACCCGCCCCCGUUUGCGCUUAUCCCCGCCAUGACGGGGAGUAUGCGCAACUGGAUCCAUCGGCUCGAUGAGCCGGAGUCCAAGGAGAAGAAGAAGGCCAGGGUCGCCGUCGUUCAUUGCAAGGCGGGGAAGGGCCGCAGUGGAACCGUGGCCUGCAGCUACCUCAUCAGCCAGGAGGGCUGGAAGGCGGACGAUGCGCUCCAGAGAUUCACUGAGCGGCGGAUGAGAGUUGGUUUUGGGGCCGGCGUGAGCAUUCCUAGUCAGGUGCGGUGGGUGGGAUAUGUUGACCGCUGGACGAAUCAGAUGGGGAAGAAGUAUAUUGAGCGGCCGGUGGAGAUCCUUGAGGUGCAUGUGUGGGGAUUGAGAGAUGGGGUCAAGGUUGCGGUGGAGGGAUUUGUCGACCAAGGAAAGAGGAUCAAGAAGUAUCACCUUUUCCAUCGGAGUGAACGGACGGUGAUCGAUGAAGGGAAGUCGAAGACGAUGUCCCCAGAAGCCGCAGACGAGCAUGCCAAUGGUAAUGACAGCCACAAAGAACCACCCCCAUCCGCGGCAGCACUCCCAUCCGAGACUGACAGCCCUCUUUCAGCCAUCGACUCCCCCGUAACAGCAGACUCUCCCCCGAAACACGUUUCAGCCGUGAUCUUCCGCCCCAACCAGCCCAUCAGCGUGCCCACCUCCGAUAUCAACAUCGACUUCGAACGACGCAGCAAAGCCGCCUACACCGGCUGGGCCAUGGUAACUUCCAUCGCUCAUGUCUGGUUCAACACCUACUUCGAAGGCGGCGACCAGCACGACUCGGGCGUCUUCGAAGCCGAGUGGGACGCUCUCGACGGGAUCAAAGGCACGACCCGAAAGGGCGUCAAAGCCUUAGACCGAGUGAAAGUCGUCUGGCGCUAUGCAAACCAACCGGGAACCUCCCACCCCGAUACAGGGAAACCCAUCUCCGAGCCUCAACCCGGCGAACCCAUCCCAGAAACCCAGCCCCCGGACUGGCAUAUCCACGGUUCUGAUUCCCCCAGCGAUCAAGAGAACCUUCCCGCCCAAGAAGUCAACGCCGACUCUGACCCAGAACCCAAGAACUCCACCGAACACCCCCACAGCCACAGCAGCAAACACAACAGCACCCACCACCCCAUCCUCUCCGAACUCAGCACCGCAGCCGCCAGCGCCAUGGAAGGACUUAACAAACAGCUCGGCCUCCGCAAACAAACCGACGAAAGCAAAGACGUCAGUCUGGCUGGGAGCAGCGAAGAUGAGUCCGGGAGUAACUCCAAAUCCAAGACGAAGAAAGUGUGGUCAUCUGUCGAUGAAGAUAAAUGAACCGCGGGGUACUGGCUAUCAUACAAUACAGAAGAUGGACAUACAUUAACUAACAUUCUUUUGAGACUUUGAGAACCGACUAGUAGUAUACUAGUUGGAAGGAGCGUGAACGUGAACACUGUGAUAUCGUUGUCACCUGUAAUUUUAAAUCGUCCUGAUUUUUUCUUAUCUUGUCUGUGUAUACGAAUAGGACUUGGUUUGUGUGGUACAUAAUAUCAUACAUAUAUUGAUACAUGAAUACAUUCAGG
Aspergillus ibericus CBS 121593 is the source of this 2087-nucleotide messenger RNA. RefSeq names its product putative phosphatidylinositol-3,4,5-trisphosphate 3-phosphatase. The record is from RefSeq and is a predicted model, not a curated record. Gene Ontology annotation, cellular component: plasma membrane; nucleus; cell projection. Gene Ontology annotation, molecular function: protein tyrosine phosphatase activity; phosphatidylinositol-3,4,5-trisphosphate 3-phosphatase activity; protein tyrosine/serine/threonine phosphatase activity. Gene Ontology annotation, biological process: phosphatidylinositol 3-kinase/protein kinase B signal transduction; protein dephosphorylation; phosphatidylinositol dephosphorylation. Bases 241 to 1839 code for a protein of 532 amino acids. The transcript is spliced from 3 exons. NCBI's taxonomy places the organism in Eukaryota, Fungi, Ascomycota, Eurotiomycetes, Eurotiales, Aspergillaceae.